AUGGAUUGCAUAGCACUUGCACAGCGCCUUGCCAACAAAGGACCAAGGACACAAGCUCCUAUUGCACCAGUACAGAACAGAUUCAGUGCAAAGAGAGUUACACAGAAGGCAGAAAAUCAAGAUGCAAAUGGCUCAGAUGGAAAGAAAGCCCAUUUCGAUUCUAAUGACUCUGCACACUACAUCCCACCAAUCGAGGAAAUCUUCACAGAUGAAAACUUGAUGAGAUACUUCAAGAGAUUCCUUACAGAAAGGAAGACAGAGGGUGUUAUCGAGUUCAUUGAGUAUGCCAGAGAGUACAAGGCCAACUAUCCACCAAAUCCACAGAAACAAGUUAAAGUUCACAGAUUAGUCAUGGAAAAGCUUGGAUCUUUACCAUCUAACUUCAUUAAGAUUGCUACAUCUGCUCAUGAAGAUAUGAACCGCGUUGGAAGGUCUUCAUUUGACAAGGUUAACAAAUUACUUCUUGAUGCACUUAACGAGAAGGAAUAUAAGGCAUUCUUGAAGUGCCCAUACUUCUCUAAGUGGAUUCUUAAGUACCACAAUGUUGACCAAUAA
Messenger RNA from Trichomonas vaginalis G3, 555 nucleotides. Its product is annotated as regulator of G-protein signaling, RGS family. Bases 1 to 555 code for a protein of 184 amino acids. The record is from RefSeq and is a predicted model, not a curated record. NCBI's taxonomy places the organism in Eukaryota, Parabasalia, Trichomonadida, Trichomonadidae. The transcript has a single exon.